AGCCAGUGCGUCAGGAGCCCGGAGGACAGAGGGGUGGAGAGGGGCGGACACAGCGCAGGGCAGUACUAGAAUGUGAGCUCAUUGUCCCCGCAGCCCAGAGACGAGCAGUGUGCGCGGCGCUCCUCCAUGCUCCACUGCUGCCCAUGGACCAGCAGCCUGCUCCUUCUUCUCCUCCUGCACAAGAUGUGAGUAAGGACCAGCCUCUCCAAGGAGGACUGUGCUGGAAUUAUUCGGAAACCUCUUAAUGGAAGCCAUGUCACCUCAACAGGACAAUGUAGGACAACCGAGAUCAUCAUCUUUAACGGGAGAGCCCAGAAUAUCUGGAGUUGCGGAAAACAAGAAGAAAAUGAAGAGUUUGGCCCAGAGACGACAGUCCGCACCAUCUCUUGUACUCAGCAAAGCACUAAACAAAUCAAGAACAAUAAACAAGGAAAACUGCUUCUCGCCCGUAAGUCCAGAAACAUGUCCUCUCGUUCAGGCAUUCAUCUGUCCCAGUCGGAUGUUUGUAACUCACAGCCACGUCCAGCUGAAGACAGGUCUGCAGACUCAGGACAGACAUCUCUUCCUCUUCACAGACAUCAUGCUCGUUGCAAAAUCAAAGUCACCAUCUCACUAUAAAUUAAAACAUCACGUGCGAGUUAGUGAGAUGUGGACCGCAUCAUGCAUGGAAGAAGUCUGCGAGGGAAGCACCUACCCUGAGCGAUCGUUUGUUGUAGGCUGGCCCAUCACCAAUUCUGUUGCAACCUUUAGUACUCCAGAAGAGAAGGAAAAGUGGCUUGCUCUCCUUCAAAGACACAUCCAAGACGAGAAAGAAAGUGAACAUCCCAAGACAAUUCCUCUGAAGAUUAUCACAAAAGAUAUUGGAAACUGUGCCUAUUCCAAAACGCUUACCGUAACCAGCGAUGAUACAGUGACUGAUGUUAUCAAAAUGGCUCUGCAGCAGUUUGCGGUGGAGGGCUCCGAUACAGAUUACCAGUUAUGGGUCACCUCUGGCAAAGAUGAUUCACCUUAUCCUCUUAUCGGACACGAGUACCCAUAUGGAAUCAAAAUGAGCCACAUUCGUGAUGCAUUGCCACAUAUUCAGGGCACAAAGGACAAUGUCUGUUCCCUAAGCCUCAACGAGCCUUUCCUAAUGGAGCAACUACCCAGAGAGAUGCAGUGUCAGUUCAUACUGAAGCCCAGCCGGCUGGCUCUCGGCCAUCAACUCACUGAUCCUAGCCAGAAGCCAUUUAAAAGGAAAAGGUCCAUCAUAAACUGGACCUUUUGGCGAGGUUCAAACACUCAGCUGGAUAACGUACCUCUAUCUCCCACCACUUCAACCCCUGGCAAACUAUUUGGUGUUCCAUUGCCGGCCAUCUGUGAGAAUGACAACCUGCCCAAGCCUGUCAUGGAUAUGCUGUCUGUCCUGUGCCAAGAAGGACCAUUUACAAGAGGAAUAUUCAGGAGGUCAGCUAAUGCAAAAUCCUGCAAGGAAAUGAAGGAGAGACUAAACUCUGGAUAUGAUGUCAACUUUGCCUGCGAAUCCAUAUUUGUCACAGCUUCGGUGUUUAAGGAUUUUCUACGUAACAUUCCAGGAAGUAUUUUUUCCUCCAGACUUUAUGACAAGUGGGUUUCUGUUAUGGAUCAAGGAAACGAACAAGAGAAAAUAAAAGCCAUUAAAAAGUUGUUGGAGAAGCUCCCUCAAGUUAACGUAAUAUUGCUACGCUACUUGUUUGGUGUCUUAAACUGUAUUGAACAGCAUUCCGAGACCAACCAAAUGACGGCGUUCAAUCUGGCAGUGUGUAUCGCUCCAAGCCUCCUCUGGUCGCCCAGCCCUGCAAGUCCAGAAGCAGAGGGAGAGUUCACACGAAAGGUUUCAGUAUUGGUACAAUUCCUCAUAGAAAACGGCAGCCCUAUAUUUGGAGAUGACAUUUCAUUGCUCUAUUCCAGCUUGUCAGACAAAGACGAUAACAGAGAAGACAGCUCAGAUGUUUGUUCUUUUAAACACAUCGAUUCUUCCUAUGAUAGCCUGGAGAAUGAACUAAAUGAUGAUGGCGACUCUACAUUCGGUGAUUUAACCAAGAAACUCAGUCACGAUAAUAGAAGUCGAGAUUCUGUCUUGACUUUGAGUGACUGUGAUCUUGACCAGCCAGAUGUUGAAGACACUCCAACCGAACACACCGUGGCAUUGCAUCCCAUAAGGGUAUCUACGGUUUUACAUCACAAACAUAUGUCACACGAGCAAUCUGAAAAUGAAUCCACUUGUUCCAAUACUUCUGGAUACUCCUCAACAACACUGUCAGAUGCUCUGAAAGACUCAAUGCGACACAGAAGAAGCUCGGAACCAGCCAUAGGAAUUCUCGCCUCUAGGUUCAGUCGACUUAACGAGUCUCCCCAUGAGAAUCCCAGCCAUAAUACAAGCUGUGAUGCUCUUCUCUCACAGUCAGCAGAUGACUACUUAAAGCAGCAUCGUUGCCUACAAGUGGAAGGUCAAAAGCUUAUUGACCGUAGUUUGACAUUGGGGAUUGAUGUGACAAAAGGCAUCAGUAAAAAGCAGACAGGUGACAAACAGAAUUCUCUAGAUCGACUUUUAAAACCCCCAGUACUAAGACUAAACAUUUGCUCUCAGGCCAGCUUUUCAAGCUUAUCUUCUCCUGGGACAUCUCCAUCUGGAUCUUCUUUGAGUUCUUUGGACAGUGCUUUUUCACAGUUUUCUGAUUAUUCAGUAUUAGCGUCAAAUGAAGUUACUUCUCCUUUGGAGUGCAACAUGAGGACACACAGAAAGCAGAAAGAACUAACUCCAGACUUCACAAAUGUAAACUCUUUUUCAGGUUUUAGUUUAGAUUACAAUAACAAGCAAAAGGUUGAAAGCCCAUGCCAAAAGUGUUCAGUUGGGGUUCAACAAAGUACUUGGCUAAAAACCAGCAUAUCUACUGGGGAAAACUGGUCAAGAAAAAUAGAAAACACAACACAGGAUGAUCACAACAAAACAUCAACCAGUGAACAACAUCCGUGCACCAUUUCUGAAUGUUCCUUGCUCCAGGAUCCAGUAACUGUGACAAAAGUAGACUAUGAAGCCAAUAUGUUACAAAAACCGAAAGACUGUAGAGAGGAGAUACAUCUGAGUUCCUCUCCUUACAGUACUGAAGAUGUCCAUAGCAGGAACAUUUCUGUAAGACACCUAAUGAUAGACAAGAAUGUGGACAUGAAUGGUAAUGGGGAAAAUGUAGAAUGUAGUUCAUUUCUCUUACCGUCCCCUGUGUCCAUAAAUAUUGACAUAUCUUCACAAAACCAAGAAAAGAUCUUCCCUCAAAUGUUUUUUCUUGGUCAGAACAUUGCAUUCUUUGGUCAGACAAACAGGCGAAAAUCAACAAACUCUUCUAAUGUAGAAGAAUGUCAGAUGCUAAGUUCCACCCUUAAGUGUUCAAGUGAACACACUAUCCAGAACCAUGAAAGUAAAAGUGACCACCUGAGAGACAACAUGAUAAAAACCACAGCUAGCCGAGACAUCGGAAUACGAGUCGCUACUUUUAAGAAAAAUAAGAUUUUGCCUUCUAACGUAGACACGGACAUAAAUGUUUCCAAGUGUGAUUUGGAGAAAAACUUUUGCGUGUCUCCAAAGCUUAAUACGACCACAGCAGAUUUGUUUUUUCAGCCGGACGUGAGUAAGCAUAUUAAAACCACGCAAGACUCCAAUACAGAGAUAGCCCACAGCAGAGAAUGGCACACAAAACGCUGCAGUGACCCCAAGUUUGAAGACAUAGACCAAAGGUUUUUUGCGGAGGAAUCGUACGUGUGAUGUGGUGUCAACGCAGCAGUACUGUGAGAGGCAAACACUUUCGUUGAAUGGAAGCUCGCUUAUUACAUGCGUGGAUAGUCUGAUGGACCCUAAAAUGUUUGCUGGACAUAUAUUCCAAGCUAAUAACUUGUGUGUGCAAAGCAGCCUGAUUUAUUUAAUCUGAACCUGUUGCGUGCAUACCCUUGGCUUUGUCAAAGGGUUUUACAGUCUUAACUCUUUCAGCUACAGAUCAGUGGGC
Spea bombifrons (plains spadefoot toad) is the source of this 4016-nucleotide messenger RNA. RefSeq names its product Rho GTPase activating protein 20 (gene ARHGAP20). NCBI's taxonomy places the organism in Eukaryota, Metazoa, Chordata, Amphibia, Anura, Pelobatidae. The record is from RefSeq and is a predicted model, not a curated record. Bases 245 to 3778 code for a protein of 1177 amino acids. Gene Ontology annotation, molecular function: GTPase activator activity. Gene Ontology annotation, biological process: regulation of Rho protein signal transduction; signal transduction. The transcript is spliced from 15 exons.